Molecule: messenger RNA, 862 nt
Organism: Drosophila ananassae
Lineage: Eukaryota; Metazoa; Arthropoda; Insecta; Diptera; Drosophilidae
Product: RING finger protein narya
Exons: 1
Coding region: 123-764 (213 amino acids)
Biological process (GO): homologous chromosome pairing at meiosis; protein sumoylation; reciprocal meiotic recombination
Cellular component (GO): synaptonemal complex
Molecular function (GO): SUMO transferase activity
Source: RefSeq, a predicted model, not a curated record
GUGUUGAACUUUCCAGGUGACCUGGAACCAGAGUUGUCAACCAUUUACGCCAAAGAACCGUUAGUUUUUAGAAACGCGGCGUUGAAAAUUGGUUCUGGAAUUUUAAAGUUAAAAUUAAAAGAAUGAAUUCGAAUUCAAUAAUGUUUCGCCUCCAUUGCAACAAGUGUUUUUGUCACAAAAAAAACAUCACCUCGUUGAACUUUUACAUUUCCAACUGCAAGCACAUACUCUGUGGCGGAUGCCUGCCCGGAUCUUCUGGGGACAAGAGGUGCCCUCUGUGUGGAGUACACUUCAAGCCUAUUCCCAUAUGCCCCAGCAUGCCCGAUAAAGUGGCCUAUUACUUUGAGGAUCCCCGGCGCUUUUUGGAACUCUAUCGGAAGAUCAGCAAGUUCCAGGCCGAUCAACGCGAUUCGGACGAUCGCGGAUUCCAGUUUAAAAUGCGAAAACGCACUGAAAUGAAGCGCAAGCUGGACAACUACCUUAGAAUGGAGGCGCAGGUGCAGCAGCACAAGAAGCUGCAAGAGCGGCCAAUCCAUUAUGACGAUACCCUUAGCUCAGAGGAAUGCGAGGCAGGAAUGCCCAAGAAGAGGCGCUACACGCUUCCCGAAACUCCUUCGACCAGCUCAUCCGAGGGCUUUCUUUCGGACGAAGACAAUGAGAAGUUCCUUCGGUAUUUUGAAGCAGCAUUGGCCGCAAACGAUAAGGAACCUGCAUCUUGGGGAAGAGACUUGUCCUACGACGAGGUUCUAGACUUUGAUACCUAAUUUGAACAUUACUUGAAUUAGCUUGUCAUAAAUGGAUUAAUUAAAAUUAGUUAUCUUUUCUCAACUAAACGAAAAGUAGUCUACUUAAAUUGUACAAA